UGCGGCGUAGUGUUGAACGAUGUUGAGCCGGCUUCAGGAGCUGCGCAAGGAGGAGGAGACGUUGUUGCGGCUAAGAGCGGCCCUGCACGACCAGCUCAACCGCCUGAAGGUUGAAGAACUGGCCCUGCAAUCAAUGAUUAACUCAAGAAAAGGAGAUGAGAUGGUGUCUUCUCAACCUGCACCUGAACAGUCACAUGAUACACUGAUGCAUGUAGACAAUGAAGCAACAAUCAACCAAACUGCACUGGAGUUGAGCACAAGGAGCUGUGUGACAGAAGAGGAAGAGGAGGAGGAAGAGGAAUCAGAUUCCUAAAGAGCAAAAACAGCAAAGGUGAAAUGCACGUCUUAACAGAGACAGGCAUGGGAAAGAGGCCUAAAAGCAACGUGGCACACCACUGGGCAGGGGACUCCCUCUUUGCUGCUUCUCAAUCGCUUAGACACCUGCCGCGUGGGUUGGCGUGCUGGGCUGGUUAAGGCCAAUGGUGGAACACAGCCAGCCUGCAAAAUCUACUUCCUCAGCAUCAGAUCUCUUGAUAAAAGCAUGAACCUGCAUGCAAGGAAACAGAGAGGAAGUGGUGUUAAAAAUCCAGCAAGAAGGAAAAUACAAGAGCCUUGGAUCAAGAGUUUGUGCUCCCCUUGGAAGGAGCUCCUGGCACCUGCCCUUGAGUAUCACUGGGGCCAGAAAAGCACAACAGCUACAACCCCCAAAGACUUGCUGUACCAGCUACAACAGCUGUGAGGCCUUGAGCAAAUUGCUCAGUUCUCUGAACCUGCUCUAUGGGGAUAGAAACCUUGUCUUUGAUGCUUCACAGGCUUGUCAGAAGGGACAAAGCAAACAGUGGAUUUAAAUGCAUGUUACACACUGUACAGGCUAAGGCACAUAAGUCCAGAUACUUACAGUAACUUUCCCCCUCCUCCCACCGCCCAACUAGAGUGGGCAGGCGGAGAGUAACUUAGGAAGGUGCUGAAUGAGGUGAAUCAGUCCAUAUUAGUAAAAGGCUCCUACUCAUGUAGCCUGGCCAUUUCUUUCCCCUGACUCCCUCAGAGUCUUCCUCCCAAGUGCACACACUCAGGUUGCAGGGUUAUCCCAGCUUUCUCUUUAAACUGAUGGGAGGAUAGAGGAAUCUAAUGUGUGGUAUUCUGCUGCCCCAGGCUCAGCUGGACCACAGUGGGCAGGGUAGGGAAUGGGCUCCGGAAGUACUAGACAAAUGGCUGACAUGAGAAUAAAUUAAUAAGGCACUGUUAAGAAUCUGAAAUAAAUGUACUUACCAUGAGUUGCUUCAAA
Otolemur garnettii (small-eared galago) is the source of this 1285-nucleotide messenger RNA. It is a transcript of the gene SNAPC5, whose product is annotated as small nuclear RNA activating complex polypeptide 5. The record is from RefSeq and is a predicted model, not a curated record. Gene Ontology annotation, cellular component: nucleus. Gene Ontology annotation, biological process: transcription by RNA polymerase II; transcription initiation at RNA polymerase III promoter. The transcript is spliced from 4 exons. Bases 20 to 313 code for a protein of 97 amino acids. NCBI's taxonomy places the organism in Eukaryota, Metazoa, Chordata, Mammalia, Primates, Galagidae.